AUGCUGCGGUACCUGCUGAAGACGCUGCUGCAGAUGAACCUGUUCGCCGACUCGCUGGGAGCCGAAGGCUCGAACUCCUCCUCGCUGCUGCUCGGCAUCAACCGCUCCAUCGCCGCGCUGCCCCUGCCCGAUCCCAGCCCCGGGAACGGAUCCCACAGCCCGCUGGAGGACACGGCUCCCCGCAUCGUGGAGCACCCCACGGAUGUGCUGGUGUCCCGGGGGGAGCCGGCCACGCUGAGCUGCAAGGCCGAGGGGCGGCCGGCCCCGGUGAUGGAGUGGUACAAGGACGGGGAGCGGGUGGAGACGGACCGGGAGGAUCCGCGCUCCCACCGCACGCUCCUCCCGGGCGGCUCCCUCUUCUUCCUCCGCAUCCUGCACGGCAGGCGGGGGAAGCCCGACGAGGGGGUUUAUGUCUGCGUGGCCAGGAAUUACCUGGGGGAGGCCACCAGCCGGAAUGCUUCCCUGGAGGUGGCCGUGCUGCGGGACGAUUUCCGACAGCCCCCAGGGGACGUGGUGGUGGCGGCGGGAGAACCGGCCGUGCUGGAGUGCGUCCCGCCCCGCGGGCACCCCGAGCCCAGCGUGUCCUGGAAGAAAAACGGAGUCCGGGUCAGCGACAAGGACGAGCGCCUGACGAUCCGUGGUGGGAAGCUGAUGGUGGCCAGCACUCACAAGAGCGAUGCUGGCGUCUAUGUCUGCGUGGCCACCAACGUGGUGGGGGAGAGGGACAGCGAGCCGGCCGAGCUGGUGGUCUUUGAGCGCCCAGCAUUUGGCAAGAGGCCCCAGAACCAGGUGGUGCUGGUGGAGGGGACGGCGGAGUUUGCCUGCGAGGUGAUGGGGGAUCCGCAGCCGGCGGCACGCUGGCGCAAGGAGGAGGGUGAAAUGCCACUGGGAAGGUGGGAGGUGCUGCCAGACAACACCCUGCGGAUCAGGCGGCUGCAGGUGGAGGAUGAGGGCACCUACACCUGCGUGGCUGAUAACAGCGUGGGCAGGUCGGAGGCAUCGGGCACCCUCACUGUGCACGUGCCCCCCCAGCUUGUCACUGGGCCCCACGACCAAGCUGUCACCCCUGGCCAGAGCGUGACUUUCCAGUGCCAGAGCAAGGGCAACCCACCACCCGCUGUCUUCUGGCAGAAGGAGGGGAGCCAGACCCUGCUGUUCCCGGGCCAGCCCCCAGUCCCUCCUGGCCGUGUCUGGGUGAGCCCCAGUGGUGCUUUGACCAUCGUCAGCGUCCAGCCCAGCGAUGCUGGCCACUACCUGUGCCAGGCCAUCAGCGUGGCCGGCAGUGUCCUGGCCAGGGCAGGCCUGCAGGUGACAGGGGCACCCGCUGAACUGCAGCCGCCGGUGCUCAGCCUGCUUCCCACGAACCGGACGGUGCUGCCAGUGGGGGCCACAGCACGGCUGCCUUGUGGGGAGGGGGCCCACGACCCUCCGGGCAGCGUGGGGUGGCUGAAGGAUGGCAGUGCCCUGGUAGGUGUCCAGCCCCGUGCCAGACUGCUGGAGAACGGCACCCUGCAGAUCACCGGCCUCCGGGUGAGAGACUCCGGGCUCUACAGUUGUGUGGCCACCAGCCCAACGGGCGAGACACGCUGGGGCAUCUCCUUGGAGGUACAAGGUGAUGAAUCCGACCUCUCCCUGCCUUCCCCUGCACCCGAUCUCCUCCCUGGGCCACCUUCCACCCCUGUGGUCACCAACGUUACCAAAAGCAGUGUCACCCUGAGCUGGAAAGGGAACGAGGACAGUGGUGCCACCGAUGUCACUUCUUACAUAGUGGAGGCUUUCAGCCAGGCAGUGGGUGGCCCGUGGCAGACAGUGGCAGCUGGUGUGGAGGGUGAGACCCACACAGUGACCGGCCUUGUCCCUGACACUGUCUACCUGUUCCUGGUGCGGGCGGUCAAUGCCCACGGGCUCAGUGACCCCAGCGGCGUCUCGGAGCCUGUGCGCACCCAAGACACCAACCCCACGCAGCAAGGGCUGGACCCUGAGCAGGUGCAGCAGGAGCUGGCACAGGUGGCUGUGCACCUGAAGGAACCUGUGGUGCUGCCACUGGGCACCGUCCACCUCUCCUGGACCGUGGAGCACCAGGCACCCUUCCUUCAGGGCUACCGGGUGCUGUACCGGCAGCGCGGCGGGCGCUGGGAGGAGGCACAGACAGCGUGGGCACCAGGGGAGCGGGGGGCCCUGCUCACCGGGCUGCGCCGGGGCCAGGACUACGAGGUCAAGGUCCGACCCUAUUUUCACCACCUCCAUGGUCCCGACAGCGCUGUGCGGGCUCUGCGCACCCCUGAAGCAGCCCCCAGUGCCCCACCACGAGCUGUCAGUGUGGCUGGGAACGGUACCAGUGUCCGCAUCUCAUGGCAGCCACCGCCUCUGGCAGAGCAGAAUGGGGUCAUCCGUGAUUACCGGAUUUGGUGCUUGGGCAAUGAGAGCCGCUUCCACAUCAACCAGAGCGUGGAGGGCACGGUGCUGGCGACAGUGUUGCAGGGACUCGUCCCCGGGGUCCCUUAUCGUGCUGAGGUUGCUGCUGCCACCAGUGCUGGUGUGGGUGCCCGCAGUGCCCCUGUCCCCAUCCACAUCGCCCCCCUGGUGGAGCCAGCAGCUGGGAGCAGCUUGACUGAGCAUUUGGCAGAGGUGGCCAGGCAGCCAGCCUUCAUUGCCGGCGUCGGUGGCGCUUGCUGGGUCAUCCUCGCCGCCUUUGCUGCCUGGCUCUACAGCCGCCGCCGCAGGAAGAAGGAGCUCAGCCACUUCACCGCAUCCUUUGCCUACACGCCCACCGUCGCCUUCCCAGCUCCAGUGCGCAGCACCCCCAGGGCAGCUGCUGGCGGUGGUUACCCGUGGCUGGUGGAUGCGUGGCGUGGUGGCAGCACAGCCAGUUCUGCCGGGUGUUUGGGGUCCACUGAGAGAUACUACAAUGAUGCCGGCAUCACCCGUUACAUCGCCCAGACGGAGCAGUUUGGAGCGGGGGCUGCCGAGGGGCCGGUUUACAGCACCAUCGAGGUUGACAGUGAGGAGCUCUGCACUUUCCCCCGUCCCUUCUCACAGUAUGGGACCUCCUACCCUGGCGGGGGUUCCCAGCCAGUGGAUGCUGCAGCCUCCCAGGUGCCCCGUGGCCGGGCUGAGCACGGGGCCAGAGCAAAGCUGGGGCAAGCAGUGAAGCCGCCGGCAGUGAGCUGGACAGAGCUGCUGCCCCCACCGCCCUCAGCCAGUGAGCUCAGCCAGUGUGCCCAGGAGGAGGAGAAGGAGGAGGAAGAGGAGGAUGAAGAAGAAGAGGCAGCCAGAGGGUUGGGGAUGGAGGUGUGGUACCCUGGUGAGGACAUGCCCUGUGCCACUGCUGCAUCCUCACCCACCUCCUCGUCCGGCUGCCGUUCCACCGCCACGCUGACGCCGUCACCUCGCACCACCGAGGACAUCCCUCGCCUCCGCGACUUCGAUAGCUCCCUCCUGCCCCGGAGACCCCCCCACGGUGUCAGCACCCCCCCACAGGCACCCAGCCCCUCGGUGACGCCGGAUGCCAGCGAGGGCCACCCACCCCGAGCCCUCUGCCCUCCUGGCACAGGGAAAACCCGCGGGGUGAUCUCCAAAAGUCGCCUGAAGCCCAAAUGCAGCCGCUACCGCCGGGAAAAGCAGACGGGAGAGCUGCCGCCGCCGCCGCUGCCGCCGCCAGGCGAGAGCCCCGGGCCCGCAGCGGGGCUGGAGCCGAGCGGGGCUGAGCGCAGGGUGAGCCCGCGCCCGCCCCGCGGGGGUAAGGCAGCGCCGCGCACCGCGCCGCGCGGGGCCGCGGUCCGCGCCCAGCCCCAGCCGUGUCCCUCCCCUGCAGAUGAGGCCGGCCCCUGCAGCAGAGCCUCGGGCAGACACCGCGGGCAGGUGUCCGGCAGCUGCUCCACCACCGGCAGCGUCUCGUCCCGCGGCUCCAGCGGCUCCCGCGGGCACGGCUCGGGGCGCAGCCGGACCCCCGGGGACCGCGGCGAGGGCACCGGGCACGGCCGCCGCCCCGGGGCCCCGCUCCCCUGCCCGCCGCAGGAGAAGCGAUAA
Passer montanus (Eurasian tree sparrow) is the source of this 4029-nucleotide messenger RNA. It is a transcript of the gene ROBO3, whose product is annotated as roundabout guidance receptor 3. Gene Ontology annotation, cellular component: plasma membrane; axon. Gene Ontology annotation, biological process: axon guidance; cell-cell adhesion. The record is from RefSeq and is a predicted model, not a curated record. Bases 1 to 4029 code for a protein of 1342 amino acids. The transcript is spliced from 26 exons. Lineage: Eukaryota; Metazoa; Chordata; Aves; Passeriformes; Passeridae. Gene Ontology annotation, molecular function: protein binding.